Messenger RNA from Homo sapiens (human), 2390 nucleotides. RefSeq names its product leukocyte immunoglobulin like receptor B4 (gene LILRB4). Bases 219 to 1691 code for a protein of 490 amino acids. Gene Ontology annotation, cellular component: plasma membrane. Gene Ontology annotation, biological process: cell surface receptor signaling pathway. NCBI's taxonomy places the organism in Eukaryota, Metazoa, Chordata, Mammalia, Primates, Hominidae. The record is from RefSeq and is a predicted model, not a curated record. The transcript is spliced from 13 exons.
UCAUUGCCAAUUGCAGCUCAACUUGAAUUUCACAGCCCGAUGUGAGAUGCGUCUCUGCUGAUCUGAGCCUGUCCUGCAGCAUGGACCUGCAACUUUCCUGAAGCAUCUCCAGGGCUGGAUGCCAUGAGAACCUGGUGCCUGCCUCAGCCCUAGCUCUGGGGAAAUGAAAGCCAGGCUGGGGUUCAAAUGAGGGCAGUUUCCCUUCCUGUGGGCUGCUGAUGGAACAACCCCAUGACGAGAAGGACCCAGCCUCCAAGCGGCCACACCCUGUGUGUCUCUUUGUCCUGCCGGCACUGAGGACUCAUCCAUCUGCACAGCUGGGGCCCCUGGGAGGAGACGCCAUGAUCCCCACCCUCACGGCUCUGCUCUGCCUCGGGCUGAGUCUGGGCCCCAGGACCCACAUGCAGGCAGGGCCCCUCCCCAAACCCACCCUCUGGGCUGAGCCAGGCUCUGUGAUCAGCUGGGGGAACUCUGUGACCAUCUGGUGUCAGGGGACCCUGGAGGCUCGGGAGUACCGUCUGGAUAAAGAGGAAAGCCCAGCACCCUGGGACAGACAGAACCCACUGGAGCCCAAGAACAAGGCCAGAUUCUCCAUCCCAUCCAUGACAGAGGACUAUGCAGGGAGAUACCGCUGUUACUAUCGCAGCCCUGUAGGCUGGUCACAGCCCAGUGACCCCCUGGAGCUGGUGAUGACAGGAGCCUACAGUAAACCCACCCUUUCAGCCCUGCCGAGUCCUCUUGUGACCUCAGGAAAGAGCGUGACCCUGCUGUGUCAGUCACGGAGCCCAAUGGACACUUUUCUUCUGAUCAAGGAGCGGGCAGCCCAUCCCCUACUGCAUCUGAGAUCAGAGCACGGAGCUCAGCAGCACCAGGCUGAAUUCCCCAUGAGUCCUGUGACCUCAGUGCACGGGGGGACCUACAGGUGCUUCAGCUCACACGGCUUCUCCCACUACCUGCUGUCACACCCCAGUGACCCCCUGGAGCUCAUAGUCUCAGGAUCCUUGGAGGGUCCCAGGCCCUCACCCACAAGGUCCGUCUCAACAGCUGCAGGCCCUGAGGACCAGCCCCUCAUGCCUACAGGGUCAGUCCCCCACAGUGGUCUGAGAAGGCACUGGGAGGUACUGAUCGGGGUCUUGGUGGUCUCCAUCCUGCUUCUCUCCCUCCUCCUCUUCCUCCUCCUCCAACACUGGCGUCAGGGAAAACACAGGACAUUGGCCCAGAGACAGGCUGAUUUCCAACGUCCUCCAGGGGCUGCCGAGCCAGAGCCCAAGGACGGGGGCCUACAGAGGAGGUCCAGCCCAGCUGCUGACGUCCAGGGAGAAAACUUCUCAGGUGCUGCCGUGAAGAACACACAGCCUGAGGACGGGGUGGAAAUGGACACUCGGCAGAGCCCACACGAUGAAGACCCCCAGGCAGUGACGUAUGCCAAGGUGAAACACUCCAGACCUAGGAGAGAAAUGGCCUCUCCUCCCUCCCCACUGUCUGGGGAAUUCCUGGACACAAAGGACAGACAGGCAGAAGAGGACAGACAGAUGGACACUGAGGCUGCUGCAUCUGAAGCCCCCCAGGAUGUGACCUACGCCCGGCUGCACAGCUUUACCCUCAGACAGAAGGCAACUGAGCCUCCUCCAUCCCAGGAAGGGGCCUCUCCAGCUGAGCCCAGUGUCUAUGCCACUCUGGCCAUCCACUAAUCCAGGGGGGACCCAGACCCCACAAGCCAUGGAGACUCAGGACCCCAGAAGGCAUGGAAGCUGCCUCCAGUAGACAUCACUGAACCCCAGCCAGCCCAGACCCCUGACACAGACCACUAGAAGAUUCCGGGAACGUUGGGAGUCACCUGAUUCUGCAAAGAUAAAUAAUAUCCCUGCAUUAUCAAAAUAAAGUAGCAGACCUCUCAAUUCACAAUGAGUUAACUGAUAAAACAAAACAGAAGUCAGACAAUGUUUUAAAUUGAAUGAUCAUGUAAAUAUUACACAUCAAACCAAUGACAUGGGAAAAUGGGAGCUUCUAAUGAGGACAAACAAAAAAUAGAGAAAAAUUAAUAAAGUCAAAAUGUUUAUUCUUGAAAACAUUAAUGAUACAUGAAUCUUGGCCACAAUGAGAAAAAUAAAAAUGAAAAAAGAGCAGGCAUCCAUUUCCAUACAGGAACAAAAUAGGAGGCAGCACUACAGACCCUACACACAGCUUUACAGAGGUGAAAGAAAACUGUCAGCAAUUCUAUGCUGACAUAACAGAAAAUGUAGAUGAGAUAGAUGAAAUACGAAAAAUUACAGUUUACUUAAUGAACAUAAGGAUAAAUAGAAAAACUGAAUCAUCAUACAUAAACAUAUAUAAAAUGCAUUGAUCCUGUAAUCAAAAAUGUUCCCACAAAGUAAAUGCCACUUCAGCAA